AUGAACGGGUAUUUGGCUGAUGUCAGUGGGAGCGACGACGAAUCAUCUCAAGAUGUUCGAAGUAUAGUGAGGAGGGCGAAACGUUCCACGAUCGAAGCAACGGGAAAUCAGUAUAAACACUCUUCCAGAAAGUAUUCAAGGAAACGUCGAGCACCUGGAUUGAUGUUAGUGAAAGGGACCAUCGAAUCACCAAUUCAUCCAGAUAUUAAUUACCACAUGACAAAACUUGUUUACAGCAGGGAUUAUCCGGUUGCGGGAGACAUGACUGAUGUUGAUUCUCAAUCGGAUUUGAAGCGCACCAAGACUUUGUCAUCGCUCAUGCAGCAGUUGCCCAUUCCAACAGCAACAGCGGAUGCGGGUCCAGCAACAUAUUUACCUAGUCAGCAAAGCCCAAUCCCCAGUGAACUGCAACAAAAAUCUACGAUUAUUCCAUGCGAACGAAUGACAGCCACAGUUUCCAAGCGGCAACGCCGUCUUGAAGAAGGCCUUGCUCUCACAAAGACUCCAAGGGUGUUAAUCGAGGGCGAGAGCCCAUACAGGGUAGUCCAUGCAAACGCAGCAUUUACACAGACUGUAAUUGGUACUGCUUCCAGCAUCCAGCGUUGGUCUGCGCGGCAGACCUCUUCCAGCAUCCCCAAAACACGUAGUUUGAAAAAGGCACUUCAUGACAUUGUUCCCAACCGUGAUGUGCACAUCGUUCUCUACCCGGUUGCUGGCAGCGAAAAAAUCUCGCAUUACCUGAUCGAAACGAAAGAUAAAAGUUGGAAUAGGCGAAGACGAACCAAACAUGAUGAGCCAUACAGAGCAAUUGGUUGA
Cylindrotheca closterium is the source of this 816-nucleotide messenger RNA. Lineage: Eukaryota; Bacillariophyta; Bacillariophyceae; Bacillariales; Bacillariaceae. The record is from the annotation of a GenBank genome assembly.